Manis pentadactyla (Chinese pangolin) is the source of this 8704-nucleotide messenger RNA. It is a transcript of the gene TG, whose product is annotated as thyroglobulin. Gene Ontology annotation, biological process: thyroid hormone generation. The coding region runs from base 268 to 8586 and encodes 2772 amino acids. The transcript has 48 exons. Lineage: Eukaryota; Metazoa; Chordata; Mammalia; Pholidota; Manidae. The record is from RefSeq and is a predicted model, not a curated record.
GAAUUUCAAAGCCACCCCACCCAGUUCUGCUCCCCCACAUCCUUGAGAAGAUUCUCAUCCCCCACUGGCCACACGAGUGUGCUCGGCGGGAGCAGACGCAGGUGGAGGAGCUCCUUGAAACCGGCAGGGUAAACAGGGUGGGCACUGCUUCACUGAGUGUCCUCGGGCGGGGUGCCAGCACCCACAGCUGCUCUAUAAAGGCUCCCUGCCUGGAGCCCUGGGGUGGCAGCCGCUUCCACUCCUUCGUCCCCGGAGGGGCCCAGAAAAAUGGCCUUGGCCCUGCGGGUCUUCAGUCUGCUGGGCUCAGCCUGCUUGGUGUCUGCCAACAUCUUCGAAUAUCAGGUGGAUGCUCAGCCCCUCCGUCCCUGUGAGCUACAGAGAGAAAGUGCCUUUCUGAAGCAGGCGGACUAUGUUCCUCAGUGUGCAGAGGAUGGAAGCUUCCAGUCUGUUCAGUGCACCAAUGACGGCCUCUCCUGCUGGUGUGUGGACACCGACGGCAGGGAAUUGCCUGGCAGCCGGCAGCCUGGGUGGCCUGCAGCAUGUCUGUCCUUCUGCCAGCUGCACAGGCAGCAAAUCUUGCUGAGCGGCUAUAUUAACAGCACAGCCACAUCCUACCUCCCUCAGUGUCAGGAGUCGGGGGAUUACGAGCCCGCGCAGUGUGACCUGCAGCGGGAGCAGUGCUGGUGUGUGGAUGCCGACGGGAUGGAGGUGUAUGGGACCCGCCAGCUGGGGAGGCCAGUGCGAUGUCCGAGGAGCUGUGAGAUAAGAAACCGCCGUCUUCUCCAUGGCGUGGGAGACAAGUCGCCACCCCAGUGUUCUCCAGAUGGAGGGUUUAUGCCCGUGCAGUGCAAGUUCGUCAACACAACAGACAGGAUGAUUUUCGACCUGGUCCACAGCUACAACAGAUUUCCAGAUGCAUUUGUGACCUUCAGUGCCUUCCGGAGCAGGUUCCCAGAGGUGUCUGGGUAUUGUCACUGUGCUGACAGUCUAGGGCGGGAACUGGCUGAGACAGGUUUGGAGCUGUUACUUGAUGAAAUUUAUGACACCAUUUUUGCUGGCCUGGACCUCGCUUCCACCUUCACUGACACCGCCCUGUACCGGAUAUUGCAGAGACGGUUCCUAGCAGUUCUACUAGUCAUCUCUGGCAGAUUCCGAUGCCCCACCAAGUGUGAAGUGGAGCGGUUUACAGCAACCAGGUUUGGUCACCCCUUUAUUCCGAGCUGCCACCGAAAUGGGGACUACCAGGCCAUGCAGUGCCACAAGGAAGGGCUGUGCUGGUGUGUGGACACCCGAGGAAAGGAGAUUCACGGGACUCGGCAGAAAGGGGAGCCGCCAUCCUGUGCUGAAGACCGAUCCUGCGCCUCAGAGAGGAGACGGGCCUUGUCUAGACUCCACUUCGGGCCCUCGGGUUACUUCAGCCAGCGCAGCUUGUUCCUGGCUCCCCAGGGAACACAGGUCUCUCAGAGAGCAGCCAGAGCUGCCACCUCCUGCCCUCCUUGGAUCAAGGAGCUCUUUGUGGGCUCCGGGAUUCUCCGCCCAUUGGUAGAGUGGCAGGGUGAACGCUUGGCCUCCCCAGAGAGUCUCCUCAAAGAAGCCAUCGGAGUGAUUUUUCCCUCCCGGGAGCUGGCUCGUCUUGCCCUUCAGGCUACCGCCAACCCAGAGCGACUCCAGCAAAACCUCUUUGGAGGGAAGUUUUUGGUGAAUGUUGGCCAGUUUAACUUGUCUGGAGUCCUUGGCACAAGAGGCACCUUUAACUUCAGUCAAUUUUUCCAACAAUUUGGUCUCCCAGGCUUCCAGAAUGCAGGGGAAUUAAGAGAUCUAAUUAAGCCCCUCCCAGUGGGAUUGGAUUUAAAUCCUGCCCCGGAAAUCCCCAAAGCCUCUAAGAAGGUUGUUGCUAUGAAUAAGCCAAUUGUGGGCAGCUUUGGAUUUGAAGUCAAUUUACAAGAUAACCAAAAUGCCCUGGAAGUUCUUGCUUCUCUCCUGGAGCUUCCAGAAUUCCUUCUCUUCUUGCAGCAUGCUAUUUCUGUGCCAGAAGACAUAGCAAGGGAUUUGGGUGACGUGAUAGAAAUGGCAUUCAGCUCCCAGGGCUGCGAGCAGGCACCUGGCAACCUGUUUGUCCCCUCGUGUUCAGCAGAAGGAAGCUAUGAGGAUGUCCAGUGCUUUGCUGGGGACUGCUGGUGUGUGGACUCCCGGGGCAAAGAACUUCCCAGCUCCAGGGUUAGAGGUAGACGGCCACAGUGCCCCACAGAAUGUGAAAAGCAAAGGGCUCGCAUGCAAAGCCUCUCAAGUAGCCAGCCCGCUGGGUCCAGCCUGUUUGUCCCUUCUUGUUCCAGUGAGGGGCAUUUCCUACCCGUCCAGUGCUUCAACUCAGAGUGCUACUGUGUUGAUGCUGAGGGUCAGGCUAUUCCUGGAACUCGAAGCUUCCUUGGAGAACCCAAGCAAUGCCCCACACCCUGUCAGCUGCAGGCUGAGCAAGCCUUCCUUGAGACAAUGCGGGCCUUCACCUCUAAUUCCAGUCUGGCACCCUCCCUCUCCAGCAUCUACAUUCCACAGUGCAGUGCCAAUGGGCAGUGGAGACAUGUGCAAUGCGACGGGCCCCCCGAGCAGGCCUUCGAGUGGUAUGAACGAUGGAGGUCUCAGAACAGUGGUGGCCAGGAGCUGACCCCUGCCGAGCUGCUGAUGAAGGUCAUGGGCUACAGAGAAACAGCUUCCAGAAACUUCCAUCUCUUUAUUCAAAGUCUGUAUGAGGCUGGCCAACAAGACAUCUUCCCAGGACUGGCAAGAUACCCUUCUCUCCAAGAUGUCCCACAGGCAGUGUUGGCAGGAAACCUAACCCAGCCUGGGGGGAACAUCUUCCUAGAGCCCUACCUCUUUUGGCAGAUCCUAAAUGGCCAGCUUAGUCGAUACCCAGGGCCCUAUUCAGAUUUUAGCACCCCUUUGGCACACCUCGACCUUCGGAGGUGCUGGUGUGUGGAUGAGGCUGGUCAAGAACUGGAACGGACCCGGACCGAGCCAAGCAAGGUUCCAGCAUGUCCUGGCUCUUGUGAGGAAGUGCAGCUUCGCGUCUUGCAGUUCAUUAAGGAAACAGAAGAGAUUGUCCUGGCUUCCAACAGUUCUUGGUUCUCUCUGGGAGAGAGUUUCCUAGCAGCCAAAGGAAUCCAGCUGACCAAUGAGGAGCUCACCCUUCCUCAACUUUCCCCGUCCCGGGAGGCUUUCUCAGAGAAGUUUCUGAGCGGGGGCGAUGACGCCAUUCGUUUGGCAGCUCAGUCUACCUUCGACUUCUAUCAGAGACGUGUUCGCUUCCUUCAGGGUGAUUCAGCACCAGCUACUGGAGCAGCCCUUCUGUGGUCCGGCCCCUACGUGCCGCAAUGUGAUGCACUGGGAGGUUGGGAGCCCAGGCAGUGCCAUGCCAGGACUGGACACUGCUGGUGUGUGGACAGGAGUGGAGAGUACGUCCCUGGCUCGCUGACUGCCCGCUCCGCACAGGUCCCCCAGUGCCCCACCGCCUGUGAGAAAUCUCGAGCCAAUGGGCUGCUUUCCAACUGGAAACAGGCUGGAUCCCAAGGAAAUCCAUCUCCAAAAGACUUGUUCAUCCCAACCUGCACAGAGACAGGAGAGUUUGCCCGGCUGCAGGUGUCGGAGGCUGGCAUGUGGUGUGUGGACCCGGUCUCAGGAGAGGGCAUGCCACCUGGUACAAACGGCAGCACCCAGUGCCCAAGCCUCUGUGAAGCGCUCCAGAGUGGAGUCCUCCCCAGAAGAGCUAGCCCAGGCUACACCCCAGCCUGCAGGGCAGAGGACGGCGGCUUUUCCCCGGAGCAAUGUGACCUGGCCCAGGGCAGCUGCUGGUGUGUUCUGGACGGCGGAGAGGAGGUGCCUGGGACCCGUGUGGCUGGGAGCCAGCCAGCCUGUGAGAGCCCACAGUGCCCCCUGCCAUUCCGUGUGCCAGAUGUGGCUGGUGGAGUGAUCCUGUGCGAGCGAGCAUCGGGCCCAGGUGGGGCAGCCGUCCAGCAGUGCCAGCUGCGGUGCCACCAGGGUCACUGGAGCGCCUUCUUGCCUGGGCCGCUGGUGUGCAGCCUCAGGACUAGACGCUGGGAGUCACAGGCGCCUCAGCCCUGGGCCUGCCAGAGGCUCCAGCCAUGGCAGACCCUCCAGACCCAAGGACAGUUCCAGCUCCAGCUCCCACCCGGCAAGAUGUGCAGUGCAGACUAUGCGGGCUUGCUGCCGGCUUUCCAGGUCUUCAUACUGGACGAGCUCAUGGCCCGUGGCUUCUGCCAGAUCCAGGUGAAGACUUUUGGGACCCCCAUAUCCAUUCCUGUCUGCAAUGACUCCACGGUGCAGGUGGAGUGUCUGACCAGGGAAAGUUUAAGAGUGAAUGUCACAUGGAAAUUGCGGCUGCAGGAUGUCCCACCAGACUCUCUUCCUGAUUUGCUCAACGUUGAGGAGGCCUUAGUGGGCAAAGAGCUCAUUGGACGCUUCAUAGAGCUGAUCCAAAGUGGACUGUUCCAACUUCAUCUGGAUUCUAAGACGUUCCCAGCGGACACCUCCAUCAGCUUCCUUCAAGGGGAUAGCUUUGGCACCUCUCCUAGGACAUGGUUUGGGUGCUUGGAAGGAUUCCACCGAGUGUCAACCACCAGCAAUGCCAGUCAGGACCCACUGGGCUGUGUUAAGUGUCCGGAAGGAAGCUAUUUUCAGGAUGAACUAUGUAUUCCCUGUCCUGUUGGAUUCUACCAAGAACAGGCAGGUAGCUUGUCCUGCGUCCCUUGUCCUGUGGGCAGGACCACCAUUUCCAUGGGAGCUUUCAGCCGGACUCACUGUGUCACGGACUGUCAGAGGAAUGAGGCGGGCCUUCAGUGUGACCAGGACGGCCAGUACCGAGCCAGCCAGAGGGCUGCAGGCAGUGGGAAGGCCUUCUGUGUGGACGGCACGGGGCGGAGGCUGCUGUGGUCGGAGACAGAGGCCCUGCUGACCGACUCCGAGUGUCUGAUGAUACAGAAAUUCGAGAAGGCUCCAGAAUCGAAGGUGGUCUUCAAUGCCAACGUUGCUGUGGUGGUCAGGUCCAAAGUCCCUGGUAACGAGUCUCCGCUCAUGCAGUGCUUGGCAGACUGUGCAUUGGACGAGGCCUGCAGCUUCCUCACAGUGUCCACGGUGGGAUCAGAAGUCUCCUGUGAUUUUUAUGCUUGGACAAGUGACAACUUUGCCUGCACAACUUCUGGUCAGGAUCAAGACAUGCUGGGGAACUCGAAGGCCACUGGCUUUGGGGGUCUUAGAUGCCAGGUGAAAGUGAGGAGUCAGGGCUCCCUGGAUGUAUACUUGAAAAAGGGCCAAGAAUUCACCACAACAAGCCAGAAAAGCUUUGAGAAAACUGGUUUCCAAAAUGUGCUCUCCGGAAUGUACAGCUCUGUCGUGUUCUCAGCCCCAGGAGAUGAUCUGACUGACGUUCAUCUCUUCUGUCUUCUUGCUUGUGACCGUGAUUCCUGCUGUGAUGGAUUCAUCCUUGUGCAGGUCCAAGGAGGUCCCAUCAUCUGUGGGUUGCUGAGCUCCCCUGAUGUCCUGCUUUGCAAUAUCAAUGACUGGAGGGAUCCCUCUGAAGCCCCGCCUAACGCUACAUGUCCUGGUGUGAUAUAUGACCAGGGGAGCCGCCAGACGACGUUGCAUCUGGGAGGCCAGGAGUUCAAGGGCCUGACACCCCAGGAGGAGGGAACUCAGGACACCAUUACCAGCUUCCAGCAGGUUUAUCUCUGGAAAGGCUCUGACAUGGGGUCUCGGUCUGAGUCCCUUGGAUGUAGAAGAGACGUGGAACCAAGGCCAGCGCCUCCAACAGAAACAGAUUUGAGAACAGAGCUUUUCUCCCGUGUGGACCUUAACCAGGUCAUUGUCAAUGGAAGCCAGUCCCUGCCCAGCCAGCAGCACUGGCUUUUCAAACACCUAUUUUCACCUCAGCAGGCAAACCUGUGGUGCCUGUCUAGCUGUGUCCAGAAGCCCUCUUUCUGUCAGCUGGCAGAGAUAGCAGACACUGCACCCUUGUACUUCACCUGCACCCUCUACCCAGAGGCCCAGGUGUGUGACGAUGCCAUGGAGUCCAGUCCCAAGGGCUGCAGACUGAUCCUGCCCCACAGGCCAAAGGCCCUGUUCCGGAAGAAAAUUGUCCUGAAAGAUAGAGUGAAUAACUUUUAUACUCGCCUGCCAUUCCAAAAACUGACGGGGAUUUCCAUUAGACGUAAAGUGCCAAUGUCGGAAAAAUCCAUUUCCAAUGGCUUCUUUGCAUGUGAGCGACUGUGUGAUGUGGACCCAUGCUGCACCGGCUUUGGCUUUCUGAAUGUUUCCCAGCUGAAAGGAGGAGAGGUAACGUGCCUGACUCUGAACAGCUUGGGGCUGCAGACAUGUACUGAGGAAAAUGGAGGCGCCUGGCGCAUUUUGGACUGUGGCUCCCCUGACACUGAGGUCCGCACCUAUCCCUUUGGAUGGUACCAGAAACCUGUUGCUCAGCAUGAUGCUCCCAGUUUUUGCCCUUCGGUGGUUCUGCCAUCGCCCGCAGAGACAGUCUCUCUGGAUGUGUGGCAGUCCCUGCCCCUCUCUUCAGUAGUUGUUGAUCCAUCCAUCAGGAACUUCGAUGUUGCCCACAUCAGCACGGCUACCACCAGCAACUUCUCUGCUGCCAGAGACCUCUGUUUGUUAGAGUGUUCCCGUCACCAGGCCUGCCUUGUCACCACUCUGCAGACUCGACCGGGGGCUGUGAGGUGUAUGUUCUAUGCUGAUACCCAGACCUGCACACAUAGCCUGCAGGCCCAGAACUGCCAACUUCUGCUCCGAGAAGAGGCCACCCUCAUCUACUGGAAGCUAAACAUCCCUCGGCUCGGUUUUGGGACAUCUGUACCUUCUGUGACCAUUGCCGCCCACGGCCAGCUGGUGGGUAGGUCCCAGGCCGUCCAAGUGGGCACUUCAUGGAGGCAAGUGGACCAGUUCCUGGGAAUUCCGUAUGCCUCGCCACCUCUGUCGGAGAGCCGCUUCCGGGCACCAGAGCCUGUGAACUGGACCGGGUCCUGGGAUGCCACCAUGCCACGGGCCAGCUGCUGGCAGCCAGGUGCCAGAAAGCCCACAUCUCCAAGAAUCAGCGAAGAUUGCUUGUAUCUCAACGUGUUUGUCCCUCAGAACCUGGCCCCCAACGCAUCCGUGCUGGUAUUCUUCCACAACACCCUGGAGGGCAGCGGGAGUGGAGAGCAGCUGGCUGUUGAUGGCUCCUUCCUGGCUGCUGUUGGCAGCCUCAUCACGGUCACUGCCAGCUACCGAGUGGGUGCCUUCGGCUUCCUGAGUUCUGGCUCCAGCAAGGUGAGUGGCAACUGGGGACUACUGGACCAGGUGGCAACCCUGACCUGGGUGCAGACCCACAUCGCAGUGUUCGGUGGGGACCCUCAGCGCGUGGCCCUGGCAGCAGACCGUGGCGGAGCCGAUGUGGCCAGCAUCCACCUUCUAACCACCAGGGCUGCUGACUCCAGACUCUUCCGGAGAGCCGUACUGAUGGGCGGCUCCUCCUUCUCCCCAGCCGCUGUCAUCAGCCAGGAGAGGGCUCGGCAGCAGGCAGCUGCUUUGGCAAAGGAAGUUGGCUGCUCGACCUCGUCCAUCCAAGAAAUGGUGUUCUGCCUCCGCCAGAAGCCCGCCAACAUCCUCAAUGAUGCCCAGACCAAGCUCCUGGCUGUGAGUGGCCCUUUCCACUACUGGGGUCCUGUGGUCGAUGGCCAGUACCUCCGAGAGGCUCCAGCCAGAGCGCAUCAGAGAUCUCCCCGGGCAAAGGUUGACCUGCUCAUCGGGAGCUCUCAGGACGAUGGACUCAUCAACAGAGCGAAGGCUGUGAAGCAAUUUGAGGAAAGUCAAGGCCGGACCAGUAGCAAAACCGCCUUCUACCAGGCGCUGCAGAAUUCUCUGGGCGGUGAGGGUGCCGACGCCGGAGUCCAGGCUGCUGCUACGUGGUACUACUCCCUGGAGCACACCACCGACGACUACGCCUCCUUCUCCCGGGCUCUGGAGAAUGCCACCCGGGACUACUUUAUCACCUGCCCCGUGAUCAACAUGGCCAACCAUUGGGCAAGGAGGGCCCGAGGAAAUGUCUUCAUGUACCAUGUUCCCGAAAGCUAUGGCCACAGCAGCCUGGAAUUGCUGCCAGAUGUUCAGUAUGCCUUUGGGCUUCCUUUCCAACCUGCCUACAAGGGGCAGUUUACUCUGGAAGAGAAAAGUUUGUCACUGAAAAUCAUGCAGUACUUUUCCAACUUCCUCCGGUCUGGAAAUCCCAACUACCCUCAUGAGUUCUCAAGGAAAGCACCUGAAUUUGCAGCCCCCUGGCCUGACUUUGUCCCCCAUGUUGGUGGAGAGCGCUACAAGGAGUUCAGUGCCCUGCUCCCCAAUCGACAGGGCCUGAAGAGGGCCGACUGCUCCUUCUGGUCCAAGUACAUCCAGUCUCUGAAGGCGCCGGCAGAUGACGCUGAGGACCUGCUGUCAGCAGGGCGUGAGGAGGAGGAGAGGCCAGCCGCCUCUGGGCUGAGAGAAGACCUCCCGCAUCCCCCGGAGCCAGGCUCUGAGAGCUACAGCAAGUGACCAGCCCCUGAGACCUCCGCCGCCUUGCCGACCCCACCCCAGCCUGCCACCCUGGGCACCUUAUUCGCUAAAAUACCCACUAACUUUCAAUAAAGUAUCUACAUUCAGUAAAGUGAAA